Molecule: messenger RNA, 1290 nt
Organism: Aspergillus nidulans FGSC A4
Lineage: Eukaryota; Fungi; Ascomycota; Eurotiomycetes; Eurotiales; Aspergillaceae
Exons: 1
Coding region: 195-896 (233 amino acids)
Source: RefSeq, a predicted model, not a curated record
CUUCUUCAUUACCUCGUUGGUCCGCCUUCCCCAAAGAUCCAUUGUUGAAGCUAUCUCGUGUUACUCAGGUAGUUGCAUAUACAUCGCUCGCGCUCUGUGAUCGAGUACCUUAUCGUUAGCUUCUAUCCGUCCAGAUUCCCAACCCAAACCACCAACUCUCGAAACCUACUCCAACCACCAACCAUCCAUCCACGAUGUCUUCAACCUCUAUUCCACCAGAGUCUGACUCUCAGUUGCAACCCCACAAUGGCGCUGGAAAAAAAGAGUCCGUAUCUCCGCUACAAUCCCAUCUAAACUACCUCCAGAUUCCCACCACCCCGCUUCCCACCGUAGUCCAAGCCCUCCACUGGCUCCUCCUUAAUCCAGAUUUCCAUCUGACCCCUUCCAUCACACCGACCGGUAAACGCCUCAUUACUCUCACCAUCACUGCCAGCGCCGACACAACUCCCUCCCUAACCGGCACAGCGGACCUCAACACCCUCGGUAGGAUCCACCUUACAUCUGCAACCCGCUGCCGAGACGAGCAUGCGUCAUUUAAGACGCGCCUCCUACAUGUCUCGCUCGACGAACCAAUUGAAAAGCUUUACGAUGCAAGCGAGAAGAUCCUAAGCGACGGUCUAAGCAAUGGGACAGUGCGAUACCCGCCUUUAAGUGAAGACGAGAUGGACGAGUGUCCUUGUUGCCGUGGCGAUCCAGAUGCAGUGAUUUUAUUUGGGUUCCAUCAUGGAAAUGCGUUAUACUUCGAAGAAGACGAGUAUAAGGCUAUCUGGGGAGAUGAGGAGUAUCAUGGGCUUUUGUCUGGGUCUGACGGUACUUGGUUGAUGGCGAGGAAGGAGAUGGUGGAGAGGAUGGUGGAAGCGGAGGAAGGGGAAAAUAAAGGGGUGAGUAAACUUUGAUUGAGACGUCGACAUAUCGAACUUGGAGUGCGGAGAGAAAGCUUGAGAGUCUUGGUUUACCCUUCCAAGUAGUGACUUCUACGUCCAAGUGGCCGUUUGAGGUCGGUGAUCAAGGAUCAAAGGUUGUCAGACCAUGUUUGGCCUGUCUUUAGUAUGUCUCGCCUGUUGGGUAGACCAGAAGCGUUCAGGGUUGAGACAUAUCGUUACCUUCUUAAAGCAAAUUGACCAUGAGUCGACGGUUGAGAACAAACCCGUGUGUCAGCAUUUACGUUUCAUCCAAGAUCCUUCAGCAGGCCAGUUUAAUGCAUUUCAGGAUGGCAUUUAUAUGUAGUAUCUACGCUAGGACAUCCAAUUAGCCUAUUGACUUCAGCUUGAAUGGCAACGUUUCCAAAAG